AUGUUGCUGUCUGAGCUUCUUACAAUGCUGAUCACUUGCUGCUUAUCGAUGAACACAAUACAAGGAGACGAAAUCUGCUACAACCAUCUUGGCUGCUUCUACAAUACCAAAUCCGGGAAGAUCCGCCCUCUACCCUGGAGCCCCGAAAAGAUCAACACCCGAUUCCUCCUCCACACCCGGGACAACCCCGAAAUGUACCAGGAAAUCUUCUCCGGGAAUAUGACGAGUGUCCGGCGUUCCGCCUUCAGAAUCCGACAGAAAACCGUCUUCAUUGUACACGGAUUGGCCGACACAGCCGAGGACAACUGGGUGUCCCAAAUGAUCCGGGAGAUCCUCCGGGUGGAAGACGUGAACUGCGUCGGGGUGGAUUGGCGCGACGGCGCGGCUCAUCUGCACCUGUACGCUCAGGCGAGCAGCAACAUCCAGGUGGUGGGCGGGGAAAUCGCCUUCCUGGUGACCAGACUUCAGGAGGAGCUGGAUUACCCGCCGUCCCACGUUCACCUCAUCGGUCACAGUCUGGGCGCUCACGCAGCCGGAGAAGCCGGGAAGAGAUGUCGCGGGAUCGACACCGAGAAAUCCCUUCACCUGGACUCCUCGGACGCAGAGUUAGUUGACAUCAUUCACACAGACGCGGAUCCCGUCUUCGGUGAGAUUCUUUACAGUCCGCGCUUCUGA
Molecule: messenger RNA, 675 nt
Organism: Nanorana parkeri
Lineage: Eukaryota; Metazoa; Chordata; Amphibia; Anura; Dicroglossidae
Product: pancreatic triacylglycerol lipase-like
Exons: 6
Coding region: 1-675 (224 amino acids)
Biological process (GO): lipid metabolic process
Molecular function (GO): triacylglycerol lipase activity
Source: RefSeq, a predicted model, not a curated record